GUACAGUUGAUGAAUACACCUUGGUUUAUUUAGUUGAAUUGAGUUGAAACAUUAGUAAAAAAUCACAUUGUAAAUGCAAACUUCAUGUGCGAAAACUAGUUGGUGUGCGCAGCGGAAGAAUACGCAGUGAUGCAGCUGUGCAUCACCCCAGUCGCUUUGUUGGCAACUUUGGCUUGCUGCUUUGUCAGUCUCUCUAUCAUGUGUGUGUUUUGAUUUUGUUAACCUUUUGCUCAUUAAUAUGACUCCCAAGGUUACAGCCAACUCUUCUGAUGUCUGUGCCCUCUACUUUAGCUGCCUCUCCAGAUUCACCUGCCCCAGUAUCUUCAGCUACUUCCUCCUCUUAAUAAGUCAGUCCCUUCUUUUUUUUUUUUUAUUGCUGUUUCAUUUCAUUACUAAACGUAUAUAUUUUCUUAAUGUGUUUUUUGAUAAUUAUGUGGGAUACUCUGUUAGGAUUGGUUUUAGGAUAGGAUAAGUUCUUCUUGUAUUUACAUACAGUGGGUAUGCAUUUUCCAACUUUACACCGAAAAUUGUUUUACGACACAAUGGAUCAAUGUCGAAACUCUAGAACCCCUUGUAUAUUGCUAAAAGACAACUACUUUCUUUUUCUAUUUCUCUUUUUUAAGGAAAAUUUUUUUUAAAAAUAAAAACUAAUUGAAAAAAGGAAUAACAAUUGAAUAGUAACAAUGACGCAUGCUCAGGAAUAUUAUGAUGAAUAUGCUGCCAAUGAUAUGAGAGAGAAAGGAAUGUAUGGAACUGCCACCUCUAGCGAGGAAGGAAUCAGUCGGAAUAGGAACAAGGGUUUUGAAGCCAUCAUUCAACAGCUAGAGCAUUUCCCUCGCAAGAACGCAGCUGGUCGGAUCAAUCAAUCCCAGCGUUUGGAUCAGAAUCAAGAGAAACAGCCUCUGUCAGAGAACACAAAUCAUGCCUCAAUCAACAGACAAAACAGUGAGCUCAGAAAACUCCCUAACUCAGUUAGAGCUAUAGAAGUUGGUCAGUCAGAAGCAGUCCAUAAACCACAUAGUUAUGUUCAUUUGGAGAAACCUAUAUUCAAUUCAUCAUGGCCAGAAGAGUCUAUUACAUUUGGUCAGGUGUGGCUAUUGACACAAGUGGCUCAAGAAAAUGGACUGCACAGAAACUUUUAAAGUGGGAAGCGUGGUCGAGAGGUUAAGGGCUCUUGAACUUGGCUUGGCUACCAAUCAAGGAGGCUCGAGGUUCGACAUCCGACUUAGGCAGAGUUGUGUUUAUUGAGCGCCUAAAGGCAGCACAGAAAAACCUUCUCCUAGAUACCCCCUCCUCCCCCACAACUGAGAUUGGACCAAAGUGCUCAGAGCAUGCUAUAAGCAUGAAUCUCUCUGUUUCAUUGUAUCAUAAUUUAUCAAAGUUAUGUUUUAUUUACUUAUUCUUAUUCAACUUUUACAAAGUAAAAAUGUUAUGAAUGAAAAAAAUUGUAUUUUUUGUAAAUUUAGUUACAGUUAUAUUGAAUAGAAUUAUUUAUGUUAGCAACUUUUGAAUGCAUCACAUAAUUUUAAUUUGACACAGAAACUGAAAAUCAUUUCAAUUAAAGAUGAAACAUUGUCUCUUGUUGGUGGGGUAUGCAAGACAUUGGUUCUAUGCUGUUGGUAAAAAUUUCUCAUCCUUCAUUGACUUCCAUUGUACUCCACCUUGCACUUUCAAAAUAGUGAUGUUAUUUGUUUCUCAAAUGUUAGUAGCAUAGAAAACAUGGACUGUGUGGUCUAUUUAUCUUAAUGUGUGUUUCAUGUAUUGUAAGUGAUCAUAUGUAACAGUUAUGGGUAUAGAGAAUAAAAUACAAAAUAUUAAA
Molecule: messenger RNA, 1819 nt
Organism: Biomphalaria glabrata
Lineage: Eukaryota; Metazoa; Mollusca; Gastropoda; Planorbidae
Exons: 3
Coding region: 684-1142 (152 amino acids)
Source: RefSeq, a predicted model, not a curated record